This is a messenger RNA of Suillus subalutaceus, 348 nucleotides long. RefSeq lists its product as uncharacterized. The record is from RefSeq and is a predicted model, not a curated record. NCBI's taxonomy places the organism in Eukaryota, Fungi, Basidiomycota, Agaricomycetes, Boletales, Suillaceae. Bases 1 to 348 code for a protein of 115 amino acids. The transcript has 2 exons.
AUGGAGAUGAACCAUUUGCCUCCUGUAGAGCUGACCUUCCCACCCAUUGAUGAAACCUGCCCUGCUCCCGUAUCAAAGGUCGUCUUUGCGCACGAUUACGGGCAGGACGACGAGACACUGCUUAAUGCGAGUGAUGCCUUAUGGGCUCUUGAAGCACGUAAAGUGCAGUCAAAUUUUGGGUGCGAGAUUGUUCGACCCAUGGAUGCAGACCGCGCACGAGUUUCCGAAUGCAUGAGUAAGAGUGGUGUCUCGCACCUGAGCGAUGCUGUGGAGGAUUUUGAGUUCGUUCUGGACCGGUGUCCAGUCAGCCACACUGACUACGCAGCUGCUCUCAGCAAUGUCACAUGA